AUGGAGAAUAACUCUCCACAGUUGGUGAUUCCAUCAUCAGUGAAGGCCAUCAUCUCAAGGAUCGAAGCUGCCCAGCUAACUCGAGCUCGUAAGGAUAUUUCUAACCAGCUCUCAGACAUUUUGGGCAAUGUCGAUAGUGUCAUCAACCACUUCCAGGAAGAAUUAGGAUAUGAUUUAAAAGAAAAGGCAAUCAUUCAUAUUGGACAAAUGGAAAAAAAGAGAUACAUCUUGCUGGAUAAAAUUGCCUCUUUCUCCAAAGAUGCUGAGAUGAAAGAGAAACACCUGUAUGACAUCUUCUGCUGGCUGAGUGACUGGGGUGACAGUUUGACCUAUGAGAUCAAGAGGAGUGAGAAAGAAGAGGAGGCCUUGGAUGAGUGGAUUGAGGUGAUGGAGAAAGUAUUACCUCUCUCCCUCAUGGCUACCAAAGGAGGCAUCGAAUCUCUCGUUUCCCUGUGUUCCACUCUCAUUGAAAAUCAAAAGAAAAAAGCAAGAAUGUCCAAACACACCUUCUGGAAGAACUGGUUGGAAAAAAACUCACAAAAGUCUGCAAAGCACCUUCAGCCACUGAGCCCAGAGCUGAUGCUCCAGGACAAGGGCAUCACCAAUACAAAGGUCUCUGAGGUGACAUCCAUGCUGCAGGAGCUCUUAGACUCCAACAUGUUUAAUAAGGGGGAGGCCAGAGCCAUCAGGUAUAUGUCCACUGUGGUAGAGAAUCUCAACAAGGCCUUGAUCCUCCAGCAAAAGGAGAAUAAGAGUCUGGAGACCAAAUACAGGUACCUGCAGACAGAGAUGACCAAAGAGCUUACCAAUCAGAAGUUGCACUUCCAGAAGUCUACUGAAGCCCUUGAAAGCAAGAGGAAUGCCCUACUAAAGCAGGUAGAGGUUCUAGGGAAAAAGUACCGUGAACUCCUUCUGACAAAUCACAACCUCGAAUUCCAACUGAAGCAGGCUCAGAUGGCUACAGACCAAGCAAAAGUCCAGAAGAAGGUUUUCCUUAUCUCCUCUGAAUUCCCCAAGAAAGAUGCUCUUCUAAAAAAAGAAACAUUCAUGGAAGAAACCGACCUGGAGCCCCAGGAAGAGGAAGAAGACCUGGUUUCUUUACUUCCCCCAUUUCCCAUUACCUCAGCCUGGGUCAAUGAGAGUACAUCUUCAACACAGCCACUUUCCACCAUUAGCCCAGAGUUGAGGACUGCAGAUAAAUUCGGUGACAAGGACACUGGCAACCUUGUGCCACCCUCAGAGGGUGACUUUCCUACAGAAAAGGAAAGAAUGGUGGCAGAAAGCCCAGGCCCUGAAGACAGAGAUCAGGAAGGCCAUUUCCAAGAGAAAGGAGCCCAAAUGAAAUCCGACCUGUCCCCAGAGACUUUGGAGAGAGAAGUUGAGCGCAGGAAGGAGGAGUUUAUCUGGGAGAGGAAGAGGCAGCAAUGGAUGCAGGAGGAAGAGAGAUGGCUACAGAGACAGAGGAAGUGGGCCCAGCUGGAGCUGGAGCACCAGAACAGGCUGCGACAGUGGGAAAUGGAGGCAGCUUCCAGGCAGCAGCCGCAGAAGAAACUCUCUGGCCUGGAAGAGGAUCCAAAGGAGGACAGGCGGAUCUUCAUCACCACCAACCAGUGGAGGAAUCUGGAGAAGGCAGAUAGGUCAUCGGUGCCUCCCCCGAGGCGGGGUCAGUCAGCUCGGCAAGGCAAGCAGCCACAGAUGCCUGGGUCCCUACAUACACAGCAGCGAGGUCUGGGAAACCAGAGGGCAGUGAGUUCAGUUGAACUUACUCCAACAUCAAAAACCAGCCAGAUUCCCAGCAGGCCCAAGAAAUCUGCUUCCUUUCCCAUCACUGGUACAUCCAUUCGAAGGGUGACCCGACCCUCUGUGAAGAGAUCUUUGGUCAUCCCUAGAGAGAAGGUAUACCGCAUGAACAUGGAGGCCCAAAGGCAGAACCUGCAGCUUCUGAGGAGUCACUCAAAGCUGGCACUACCGAACCACCUGAGCAGCAAGGCCCUGACACUCAUCACCACCACCAUGGAUCUGAGCUCUGGCAGGCUGCAGUGCCUGUGCCAAAAGUACAUCCUCUACAGACACUUCCAGAGCUUCCGACAAGAGGUGAUGAGCCACAUACAAAUCUUACAAGAAAUGAGGAUCUCUUACAAGAUCCCAAGCUUCUAUAUUUUACUAGAAAACAUCGACCACCAGCAAUGCCUUGGCCUGCAGACCUGGACAGACAAGCAGAAGUACUUAGAGGCCAAGCGCAAGGAGUGCCUGAACCGCAUGGUGACCAUGUUCCCCCAGCUCCAGCUGGAGUGUAACAUUCAUCUGAACAUCCCUGAAGUCAUCUCCCCAAAGCCCAGGAAAUGCAAGUCAUCCUCAGUCCCGCGUCCCCAGCAUGUCCGCUCUAGCGGCCCCAUGUGCAAACAGCCCUCACUCUCCAAGCUCCGGGAAUGUAUGCCCCUGCGGAUGGCCAGCCAACAGGGAAACCAGAUGGGAGCCAUCUGGAAAACUGAUGUGUCCUCUUCUAGUCACCCAAUAGAAAAGAAGACCCCUGCCAAACAAGCUUGGGACCAGGUAGGGGGAUACCCAGAUAUCCCCCGACUGUUGGCAAGAGAUGAGCAGGCAUCCUAG
Molecule: messenger RNA, 2610 nt
Organism: Dipodomys ordii (Ord's kangaroo rat)
Lineage: Eukaryota; Metazoa; Chordata; Mammalia; Rodentia; Heteromyidae
Gene: Fam186b
Product: family with sequence similarity 186, member B
Exons: 7
Coding region: 1-2610 (869 amino acids)
Source: RefSeq, a predicted model, not a curated record